GCAUGUCAAUAUGUCAUCAUCAAUUUCAUCAUCCAUUAAUCGAGUCUCUCUUAUGUUGCAUUUCCACCUUAAUUUCAGAAGAUUCGUAAAAUAAUCCCUCCAAAACGCAGGUAAUUUCAUCCGUACAGUUCCUCCAUCAAUUCAUUGACUACACCCUUCUCACUCUCAUACUCUCAGUUUGAUGCAUUGAGAUCCUGACGUUUUGACCGAGUAGGAAUGUGGAAGUUGAAGAUAGCAGAAGGGGGUAGCCCUUGGCUAAGGACUACAAACAAUCAUGUCGGUAGACAAAUUUGGGAGUUCGACCCAAAUCUUGGAACUCCUGAACAAAUUAGAGAGGUUGAGGAGGCUCGCGAGAACUUUUGGAAGAACCGUUUUGAACAAAAGCACAGUUCAGAUUUACUCAUGCGAAUGCAGUUUGCCCAGGAAAAUUCAAGUAAUGUUGUCUUACCUCAAGUGAAAGUAAAAGACGAAGAUGAAAUAACAGAGGAAACUGUUGCCACCACUCUAAGAAGGGCUCUCAGCUAUCAAUCCACUAUCCAGGCGCAUGAUGGGCACUGGCCUGGUGAUUAUGGUGGUCCUAUGUUCUUGAUGCCUGGUUUGGUAAUUGCAUUGUCAGUAACUGGAGCUCUAAAUGCAGUCUUAUCAAAAGAGCAUCAAAAGGAAAUGUGUCGUUACCUCUACAACCAUCAGAACAAAGAUGGUGGGUGGGGUUUGCACAUUGAAGGCCAUAGUACCAUGUUUGGUACUGUUUUGACAUAUGUUACCUUAAGGUUGCUUGGUGAAGGAGUGGAUGACGGUGAUGGAGCAAUGGAGAGGGGACGCAAAUGGACUUUGGAACAUGGAAGUGCUACUGCAAUCACAUCAUGGGGGAAAAUGUGGCUUUCAGUACUUGGGGUGUUCGAAUGGGCUGGAAACAAUCCAAUGCCUCCAGAGACAUGGCUUUUACCAUAUAUUCUUCCUGUUCAUCCAGGAAGAAUGUGGUGUCACUGUCGAAUGGUUUAUUUGCCUAUGUCAUACUUAUAUGGAAAGAGAUUUGUGGGUCCUAUAACACCAACAGUUUUGUCACUGCGAAGGGAGCUAUUUGAUGUCCCAUAUCAUGAAAUAGAUUGGGAUCGAGCCCGUAAUGAAUGUGCAAAGGAAGAUUUGUACUAUCCCCACCCCUUGGUGCAGGAUAUACUUUGGGCAUCCCUUCACAAAGCUGUUGAACCUAUUUUGAUGCGAUGGCCGGGGAAAAAAUUGAGAGAGAAGGCCCUCUCCACUGUCAUGGAGCACAUACACUAUGAAGAUGAGAACACUCGAUAUAUAUGCAUUGGGCCUGUAAACAAGGUGUUAAAUAUGCUUUGUUGUUGGGUGGAAGAUCCAAAUUCAGAGGCUUUCAAGCUACAUCUUCCCCGAAUUCCAGAUUUUCUUUGGAUUGCCGAGGAUGGCAUGAAAAUGCAGGGUUACAAUGGUAGCCAAUUAUGGGAUACUACUUUUAUGGUUCAAGCAAUUUUAGCGACGAACCUUGGAGAAGAAUAUGGUGGAACUCUUAGAAAAGCACAUAACUUCAUAAAAGAUUCACAGGUUAGAGAAGAUUGUCCUGGGGAUCUUAGUUAUUGGUAUCGCCAUAUCUCUAAAGGGGCCUGGCCUUUCUCAACUGCUGAUCACGGAUGGCCCAUUUCAGAUUGUACAGCCGAAGGAUUGAAAGCUGCUCUUUUAUUAUCAAAAGUUCCUUCAGAUAUAGUUGGUGAGCCUUUGGAAGUGAAGCGUCUAUAUGAUUCUGUAAACGUACUUCUUUCUUUACAGAAUGGAGAUGGAGGGUUCGCGACAUAUGAACUUACACGAUCCUACCCUUGGCUAGAGUUAAUAAAUCCAGCUGAAACUUUUGGUGACAUCGUUAUUGACUAUCCUUACGUUGAGUGUACUUCAGCUGCUAUUCAAGCGUUAGUAUCAUUCAAAAGAUUGUAUCCUGGUCAUAGGAGAGAAGAGAUAGAGAAUUGCAUUAAAAAGGCUGCAAAGUUCAUCGAAGAUAUUCAAGCAGCAGACGGUUCAUGGUAUGGCUCAUGGGCAGUUUGCUUUACGUAUGCCACAUGGUUUGGAAUUAAGGGAUUGGUCGCAGCUGGAAAGAACUAUGACAAUUGCCCCGCCAUUCGUAAAGCCUGUGACUUUCUGUUAUCAAAACAGCUUUCUAAUGGUGGCUGGGGAGAGAGCUAUCUAUCUUGUCAGAACAAGGUAUAUUCAAAUAUCGAGGGCAACAAAGCUCAUGUAGUAAAUACAGGGUGGGCAAUGCUGGCUCUAAUUGGCGCUGGGCAGGCCAAAAGAGAUCCGAUGCCACUGCACCGAGCAGCUAAAGUGUUGAUCAAUUCCCAAAUGCCAAAUGGAGAUUUUCCACAGCAGGAGAUCAUGGGUGUUUUCAACCGGAACUGCAUGAUAACUUAUGCUGCAUACAGAAACAUCUUCCCGACUUGGGCUCUUGGUGAAUAUCGAACUCAAGUGCUUCAGAAAUAGUGACAACUGACAAGUAUGCCCCCCUUUCAUCAGACAAUGUACUUCAGAAUGCUCUAUAUUUGCUCAAAACUUGAAAAAUCUAAGUGAAUGUUCCAUUGCACUCCAGUAAGAAGCUGUCAAUACUUCCUAAUAUAAUUAUGAUGUACAAAUAACAUUUUUCCAACUUCAGUUAUGAAUGGAAAUUGUUACAUUAUUUCCAGUAAA
Spinacia oleracea (spinach) is the source of this 2691-nucleotide messenger RNA. RefSeq names its product cycloartenol synthase 2. The record is from RefSeq and is a predicted model, not a curated record. Lineage: Eukaryota; Viridiplantae; Streptophyta; Magnoliopsida; Caryophyllales; Amaranthaceae. Gene Ontology annotation, molecular function: intramolecular transferase activity. The coding region runs from base 217 to 2487 and encodes 756 amino acids. The transcript is spliced from 19 exons. Gene Ontology annotation, biological process: triterpenoid biosynthetic process. Gene Ontology annotation, cellular component: lipid droplet.